Gadus chalcogrammus (walleye pollock) is the source of this 1608-nucleotide messenger RNA. It is a transcript of the gene hmgb3a, whose product is annotated as high mobility group box 3a. Gene Ontology annotation, biological process: regulation of transcription by RNA polymerase II. The record is from RefSeq and is a predicted model, not a curated record. Gene Ontology annotation, molecular function: DNA binding, bending. NCBI's taxonomy places the organism in Eukaryota, Metazoa, Chordata, Actinopteri, Gadiformes, Gadidae. Bases 136 to 759 code for a protein of 207 amino acids. The transcript has 6 exons.
GAGCUAGCGCGAUGGCUGCGCGGACGGGUUUGAGGGCGAGAGGAGAGCGCGGCAGAAGACCGAGAAGCGCGCAGGACCCGGACUAGACCAGCACCGUAUCACUGACUUCGUAUCCAGCGCAUUCCAGCUUUCAGCAUGGCCAAGGGGGACCCCAGGAAGCCCAAGGGCAAAAUGUCCGCCUACGCGUACUUCAUCAAGACCUGCCGCCAGGAGCACGAGAAGAAGACCCCCGAGGUUCCUGUGAACUUCACCAUGUUCUCCAAGAAGUGUUCAGAGCGGUGGAAGACCAUCUCCAGCAAAGAAAAGGGGAAGUUUGAGGACCUGGCCAAGCAGGACAAGGUCCGCUUCGACAACGAGAUGCAGCAUUUCGCUCCUGGCAGGAAGAAGGGUCAAAAGAAAGACCCCAAUGCACCCAAGAGACCCCCCUCUGGCUUCUUCAUCUUCUGCGCGGACCACCGGCCAAAGAUCAAGGCGGUACACCCCACUCUGGGCAUCGGAGACGUGGCUAAGAAACUCGGGGAGCAGUGGAACAACCUGACAGAUGCCAACAAGCAGCCCUACCUGCAGAAGGCCAACAAGCUCAAGGACAAGUACCAGAAGGACGUUGCCGACUACAAGUCUAAGGGAAAGGUGGGGGGAGGAGCCAGCCUGGUACAACAACAACAAACCCAACAGCAACAACACACCAUGACGAAUAACGAUGAUGACGAGGAUGAAGACGAGGAUGAUGACGAAGAUGACGAUGACGAUGAUGAAUAGGAGCUUAUUUUUCUUUCUUUCUCUUGGUUUAUGGUAAUUUAUACACUAAAGGAUUGUUGUUACUGGUAAGACUUUUCUGGAAAAGAUUUUUCCAAUUGAGUCCCCAGGGUUGGGGAAACAUGAGUCGAAGGUUGAGAUCAACCACCAACUAUUGGCCUUGUGGUUGUUCGUCCAAACGGAUUCAGGCCUGAAUCAACUCCACUAAUUAGCACAUCUUAAUGUGUCCCUCGCUCCUCGCAGUGUUUUCCCAACACAUCAAGUAGCAUCCGUUCUUGAAUUUAACCAGUGGAGGUGUUACAACAGAUGUUCAACAACAAAUGUUUAUAGUGAAGUGUGUUAUUGUAAAAUGUAUUCCAACGUAUAUAUUUUUUUGUUUUUAAUUGUAAGGACAAUUUCAAUUGUUUCUUAAAAUUGCUAGCGGGAUAUUAUGUGUGUGUGUGUGUUAGGUUUUGUGUGUUUGUUAACUGACUGAAUACUUCUAAAUGAUAUCUCUGGGAGUAAACUAGAAUUCGGCCCUGUGACUUUGUGCUAGGAGAACAAUUACACUCAAAGCACAUGCUUAAGGUUAUAAUAAUAAAAUAUGACUUUACAUAACCUGGAUGGUUUUUGGACUACUGGACCACAACUAAUUAAUAGCAUUACUAGAAGCCUUCUCAAGUAAUGAAAAAGAUCUGCAAGGUAAAUAAAAUUGGUGAGAGUUGGAACUAACAUGACGUCAUUACCCCGGAGAGGAGACGCUCGUGUCACUGCAAGGGAGGUCGACAAGUUCAGAGAUAGACGUCAAUCAAUGUGUGAUGCUUGAUCUUUUAAUUAAAGGCGGUUUGUCUGCUUUCCAUUGUAACCCGUAAA